This is a messenger RNA of Monoraphidium neglectum, 1026 nucleotides long. RefSeq names its product Exocyst complex component SEC3B. Gene Ontology annotation, cellular component: plasma membrane; exocyst. NCBI's taxonomy places the organism in Eukaryota, Viridiplantae, Chlorophyta, Chlorophyceae, Sphaeropleales, Selenastraceae. The transcript is spliced from 9 exons. Bases 1 to 1026 code for a protein of 341 amino acids. The record is from RefSeq and is a predicted model, not a curated record. Gene Ontology annotation, molecular function: phosphatidylinositol-4,5-bisphosphate binding. Gene Ontology annotation, biological process: Golgi to plasma membrane transport; exocytosis.
AUGGAGGAGAGCUUCAAGCUGCUGCUGCGGGAGCUGGAGCCUCUGUUCAAGGACGAAGCCGUGUUGAUAGCUGCGUUCCAGGUGGAGAAAUUUGCUACGCACAGCAGUGAUGCAACAGGGGCACAGCUGCUGAAGUCGCUUGGCGGCAAGGUCCGCAAGACCUACCCCCUCAAAUGCCUUCAUGACAUGCGCCUCGUGCGCGGCGGCGGCAAAGAUGGGGCCAAGCAGCAGCAGCAGCAGCAGCAGCAGCAGCAGCAGCAGCAGCAGCAGCAGCAGCAGCAGCAGCAGCAGCAGGAUGGCCCUGGUGGCGACGCGGGCACCCCAGGCGCGCAGCAGCUGCAGCAGGCGCGCCUGGAGCUGCACCUGGCGCAGCACCACAGUGUGGCGGAGCACAGGGGCCAGUACAUCGCCCCCGACCCACAGCACGCCAUGUUUGCCAUGAGCCUUGCGAUACAGCUGCUGCGGCAGCAGGACGCCGUGCUGCCCAGUCUGGGGGGCGUGUCCAUGGACCGCCUGGACGCGUGGUGGAGCGCGCACAGGGAGCUCGUGGCCCGCAGCCUCGCGCCCUUUGCUGCGGAGGUCGUCACGCCCGGCACCGUGCAGAUCAGCAGCAGGGAUGCCCCUGGCGUCCUAGUCAGCGCCAAGGAGGAGGCUGACCUGGAGGAGCUGCUGGGCAUGUUUGCUCUGGGCCUGGGGGAGCCAGAGGAGUUUGCGGCGCGGCUGCAGGACGAGCAUGCUGCGCUGGAGGCGGCCAACGUGUACGGGUUGCUGGAGAGUGGACCCCUGGUGGAGGGUGUGCUGGGGCAGCUGCGGCGGACGCAGGGCAUCCUGGACGAUCUGGAUGAGAGCCUCAAGGUUGUUUUUGACUUCAAGCUGCGCCACAUGCGCGACGACAUUGCAGCCAUCGAGGCCUCAAACAACACCUUGGAGCGCCAGAGCCGCCACAACGCCGCCCUGCUGCAGGCCCUCGACAGGCCACGUCCUGUUUAUGCAAAGCAAGUCAUUAUCGCGGUUUGCCACUGCUAA